AACAACUUUACUCGUAAGUCGUAACCAUUAAAAAUGUUUGGUAAUUUGUAACCAUAAGAAUAAUAGGAUUAAAUGAUUCAAUGAUGUAACAAGUCAAACAUAUCCGAUACUAUUUUUUUUUUUAUAUAAUUGUCACUGUUGCCCGAUACGUUCUAUUUGUAUAUUCUACAAUACGUACAGUACAUUAUUGUACCGUAUGGAAUAUGAAUACACUCUAGUUUCUUCCUUGAAAAUAUAGUGAAAUAAUUGUUAAUACUCAUUGAUAAUAUUUAAAAACAGAUAACAAUUUAGGGUUUAACAUUUAUCCGAAUAUUAGAUAGCUCGCAACAAUCGUAAGUUUAAUUCUAAUGAUGGAUAAACAUUUAGUAGAUUUUGACUGGAAAUUAAAGUAUAUUAUGGGCAGCAGUUCAUUGAGCACAUUGGAAGAACCAUUACUUCAAGUUAUAUUGCAUUUGAAGGAUGGCCUCAGGUCAAAUAACAUAGCAAAUCCAAAAGUAUCUGAAAAUGUCUUUUUGGAAUUUUCUCAAGAAGAAAUUUCAUUAUUUAUAGAUAAACUCAAACAGUCCUUAUAG
Messenger RNA from Melanaphis sacchari, 572 nucleotides. RefSeq lists its product as uncharacterized. Lineage: Eukaryota; Metazoa; Arthropoda; Insecta; Hemiptera; Aphididae. Bases 348 to 572 code for a protein of 74 amino acids. The record is from RefSeq and is a predicted model, not a curated record. The transcript is spliced from 2 exons.